Artibeus jamaicensis (Jamaican fruit-eating bat) is the source of this 3541-nucleotide messenger RNA. RefSeq names its product NDC80 kinetochore complex component (gene NDC80). Gene Ontology annotation, biological process: attachment of mitotic spindle microtubules to kinetochore. The transcript is spliced from 17 exons. The record is from RefSeq and is a predicted model, not a curated record. NCBI's taxonomy places the organism in Eukaryota, Metazoa, Chordata, Mammalia, Chiroptera, Phyllostomidae. The coding region runs from base 161 to 2104 and encodes 647 amino acids. Gene Ontology annotation, cellular component: Ndc80 complex.
AACGGCGCUGGCGGGUAGACCUAGGUGUUGGUGUUUUGGCGGUGCCGUCUGUCUACUGGUUGAUUGCCCGGAUUACGGAAAUUCGGCUGGAAGAAGGAUGAAGAUUAUAGUUGGUGUUGAGUAGUGCCUCCGGGGAAGAUUUUUAACGCUGAAUUCGUGAAUGCAGGUCAUAAGCAUGAAGCGCAGUUCAGUGUCCACCGGUGGUGCUGGCCGCCUCUCUAUGCAGGAGUUAAGAUCCCAAGACUUCAAUAAACAAGGCCUCUAUACCCCUCAAAACAAAGAGAAACCAGCCUUUGGAAAAUUGAACAUUAACAAACCCACAUCUGAAAGAAAAGUUUCUGUAUUUGGUAAAAGAACUAGUGGACCUGGAUCUCGGAAUAGUCAAUUUGGUAUAUUUUCCUGUUCUGAAAAAAUCAAGGACCCAAGACCACUUAAUGACAAAGCAUUCAUUCAGCAGUGUAUUCGUCUACUCUGUGAGUUUCUUACAGAAAAUGGUUAUGCAUAUAGUGUAUCCAUGAAAUCUCUACAAGCUCCUUCUGUUAAAGACUUCCUAAAGAUCUUCACUUUUCUCUAUGGCUUCCUGUGCCCUUCAUAUGAAUUUCCUGAUACAAAGUUUGAAGAAGAGGUUCCAAGAAUCUUCAAAGGGCUCGGGUACCCUUUUGCAUUAUCCAAAAGCUCCAUGUAUACAGUGGGGGCCCCUCAUACAUGGCCUCACAUUGUGGCAGCCUUGGUUUGGCUAAUAGACUGCAUCAAGUUACAUACUGCCAUGAAAGAAAGUUCACCUUUAUUUGAUGAUGGCCAGCCUUGGGGAGAAGAAACUGAAGAUGGAAUUAUGUAUAAUAAGUUGUUUUUGGACUACACCAUAAAAUGCUAUGAGAGUUUCAUGACCGGUGCCGACAGCUUUGAGGAGAUGAACGCAGAGUUGCAGUCAAAACUGAAGGAUUUAUUUAAUGUAGAUGCUUUCAAGCUCGAAUCAUUAGCAGCAAAAAACAAAGCACUGAAUGAACAGAUUGCAAGAUUGGAACAAGAGAGAGAAAAAGAACCGAAUCGUUUAGAGACAUUGAGAAAACUGAAAGCAUCCUUACAAGCAGAUGUUCAAAAAUAUCAGGCAUACAUGAGCAAUUUGGAGUCUCAUUCAGCAAUUCUUGACCAGAAAUUGAGUGUUCUCGAGGAAGAUAUUUCUAGAAUAGAACUAGAAUGUGAAACAAUGAAACAGGAGAAUGUUCGACUACAGAAUAUUGUUGACAACCAGAAGUACUCAGUUGCAGAUAUUGAGAGAAUAAAUCAUGAAAGAAAUGAAUUGCAGCAGACGAUUAAUAAGCUAACCAAGGACCUGGAGGAUGAACAACAGCAGUUGUGGAACGAGGAGCUAAAAUAUGCCAGAGGCAAAGAGGCGAUUGAAACACAAUUAACAGAAUACCACAAGUUGGCUAGAAAAUUAAAACUUAUACCUAAGGGUGCUGAGAAUUCCAAAGGUUAUGACUUUGAAAUUAAGUUUAAUCCUGAAGCUGGUGCCAACUGCCUUGUCAAAUACAGAGCUCAAGUUUAUGUACCACUCAAGGAACUCCUGAACCAAACUGAAGAAGAAAGUAAUAAAGCUCUAAAUAAAAAAAUGGGAUUAGAUGAUACUCUAGAACAAUUAAAUACAAUGAUAACAGAAAGUAGAAGAAGUGUAAGAAGUCUGAAAGAAGAAAUUCAAAAGCUGGAUGAUCUCUACCAACAAAAGGUUAAGGAAGCUGAGGAAGAGGACAAUAAAUGUGCCAAUGAGCUGGAGUCCUUGGAGAAACACAAGCACAUGCUGGAGAGUGCUGUUAACGAGGGCCUCAGUGAAGCUGUGAAUGAAUUAGAUUCUAUUCAGCAGGAAUACCAACUAGUUGUACAGACCACAACUGAAGAGAGACGAAAAGUGGGAAACAACUUGCAGUGUCUUUUAGAGAUGGUCGCUACCCAUGUAGGGUCUGUGGAGAAACACCUUGAGGAGCAGAUUGCUAAAGUGGAUAGAGAGUAUGAAGACCAUGUGUCUGAAGAUCUUUUGGAAAAUAUUAGAGAGAUUGGAGAAAAGUAUAAGAAGAAAGCUGCUCUAAUUAAGUCUUCUGAUGAAUGAAGAUUAAAAGUUAUCCAAGCAAGAACUUUGUAAAUAGUAUAAAUUUUGAAAUUCCUUUGUAGGUUUGAAAAAUCUCUAACAUUCUAUACCUCUUCUUACAAUGAAAUCUCAUGAACACAUUUUCCCUUGCCUGUGAGAUAUUUUAUAGCUUUUAUAUGUCUAGUUCAUUAACUUAAAGUAUAUAUAACCUAACAUUAUAAAAAAUUGCCUGUUUGUUCUCUUUAGAUAUAAGGACCACUUGUAUUAUGUACCCAGAGUUAAUAAAAUAUUAUCAAUAAAGUGGUUUUUUCUUGAUUUUUCUGCCUGUUUUCAGAUAGUUAGAAAGGUAUUUUGAUCUAAACCAAGAGUCAGCAAACUGCCUAUGGGCCAAAUCUGGUCACCCAUUCAUUGAAGUAUUGUUUAUGACUGCUUUCAUAUUACAAUGGCAGGGUUUAGCAUGUGCAGCAGAAACUAUAUGGUCUGCAAAGUCAAAAAUGUGUAUUAUUCUGGCCCUUUAUAAAAAAAUUACCAGUCCCUGGUAUAAAUUAUGCAGGGUUGGUAUUAUUCAACUGAAAAACUUUCUUAAUGACUUUGCACCUAUAGUUUAACCCACUCUUUAUUCAGAGCCAAGAAGCUAAAGUUCUUUCUGGGGUUUUGCCAUCUUUACUCUGAAAUAAGUAGAAGAAUAUGGAAUGUGAGAAUCAGAAGAAAUAAUAUAACCUAGUUCAACUUCAUUUUAGAGAUGAAAGUUCACUCCUAAAGAAGUUCUGGUUUAUCUCAGGUCACAGCUCUUAGAGGUCAAAGCCACACUGGAAUUUAUUGAGUCGGUGUGUAAUCCUGAGGACAGCCACAAGAGCCAUGAAAUCUGAAUAUGCUGGAUGCUGAGAAAGUGUUGCAUUCUGAGAUUUUAGACAGGUCUAAACUGUUAGGAAGCUCCUUUAACAUCUGCCUUCAGUUCAACUGUAUUCUUUAAACUUUGUUUCAUCUCUGAUGCAACUCCAAAUAGCAGGAAAAAUGAAACACACUAUACAAACUUAACUGAAAUUCUAGCUAAGCUUUAUGGAGGGCAGUCUGAAAGUGCAGUUGGGUUGUAGCUGGAGAUAUCUAGCAGUUAUGGCAAAAUGGAUAAUUACCAGUGUAUUCAAGAAUUUUGACCACUGAUGUCCUACAGAACUUCCUCCAGUGAUGGAUUUUAUCUGCACUAUUCAGUAUGACACAGUAUUUAUUGCAUACUCAAAUAUAUGACAAAAUUAAGACUACUCAAAGGUUUGCCACUCAAAACUGUGGAAACACCUUCAGCAACACCUGGGAGCUUGGUAAUACAGACUCUUGGCCCCACCGCAGAUUUACUGAGUCAGAAUCUGCACUUUUAUAGUGUACUGAUUUAAACUGCAUAUUUGAACUUUUCAUAGGUUUGAUGUAUUUAUGCACAGUCCCAUAAAAUCAUAGUUGAUCUAA